GAACCACGCGGACGACUUUCUCUCUCUUUUUUUAUGCGGUUGCCCCAAUCAUUCGUUAGAAGUUGGAUUAAAAAAAAACAUUUUCCCGUAAGGCUGAUUUCAGUCACUCGUCUAUUUAUUCAAGUUGUGAAAACUCAACUAGUUGCCGUCAGUUCGUGAACUUGGUUUGCGUCUUACCGCUUGCACUCGGUUCGGGGUUUCGGGAGAGAACUAGGAUGUCUGCGGUGAAAGCGCUUCAACAGUGGUGUAAGAUCCAGGUUCAGGGUUACAGAGAUGUCACGAUCACCAAUAUGACAACUUCUUUCAGGGACGGGAUGGCUUUCUGCGCCCUCAUUCACCGAAACAGACCCGACCUCAUUGACUUUGAUUCCCUGAUGAAGGAGAAUGUCUAUGACAACAACCACCUGGCGUUCCGGGUAGCGGAGGAUGAGUUGGGGAUCCCAGCUCUGUUAGAUGCUGAGGACAUGGUGGCCCUGAAGAUACCAGACAGACUCAGUAUUCUGACAUAUGUCUCACAAUACUACAACUACUUCCAUGGCAAAUCACCUAUUGGCGGCAUGGCGGGGAUAAAGCGUCCAGCGGAGGCAUCCACAGAAGAGGGGCCUUCUGGGAAAAAGAACCAAGCAGUUGUCUCCAAGGUCUUCCCCGCCUCUUCCCCCUCUAAAUCCGCUACAGAGAACCGCCCUCCCUCCUCCUCCUCACCCAAAUCCUCAACCAGACCAGACAGGGCAGCGCAGAAGGAUGUGUUGUCGGAGCGCUCCAAUAAGACGGGGACUCUGAGCAGUAAGUGUUCCGUGUGUAAUAAACACGUUCAUCUGGUCCAGAGACACCUAGUGGAUGGGAGGCUGUAUCACAGGAGCUGUGCCAGGUGUAGUGAGUGUUCCACCACUCUACUGUCUGGUAACAGUAAACCUGGACCAACACCAGGCUCCUUCAUCUGUACCUCCCACCAACACCCCCAGGGGGCGCUGCCAACACACACCCCUCUCCGAGACCUGCCCAAAAACAACCCUACUACCCCUGCUGCCUCCAAAUACACCCCUCACCCGCCUCCCACUGUCAAGACCACCCCUCUCUCAGACCUCUCCAGGAAUACCCCCGGACCCAAAUACACAGACCCCCCGAAAUCCACCCCAGCUCCGACACCCACCAGUACCCCCUCCAAAUUUGUCCCUAGCUGGCUGAGCUCCAAAUCCGACGGAUCCAAAACCAACACCCACUCUGCCUCCUCCUCGCGGCCCAGCCCGGGGCUCUCCUCCCUGGGCAUAGUGAGCCCUGCAGCCUCUGGACCCACCACCCCCUCUGCCUCCUCCUCGCGGCCCAGCCCGGGGCUCUCCUCCCUGGGCAUAGUGAGCCCUGCAGCCUCUGGACCCACCACCCCCUCUGCCUCCUCCUCGCGGCCCAGCCCGGGGCUCUCCUCCCUGGGCAUAGUGAGCCCUGCAGCCUCUGGACCCACCACCCCCUCUGCCUCCUCCUCGCGGCCCAGCCCGGGGCUCUCCUCCCUGGGCAUAGUGAGCCCUGCAGUCUCUGCACCCAUCACCCCCUCUGCCUCCUCCUCGCGGCCCAGCCCGGGGCUCUCCUCCCUGGGCAUAGUGAGCCCUGCAGCCUCUGGACCCAUCACAGUCCCACGGAGCUUCAACACUACAACUAGCGCCACCACUCCCACAGCAUCCCAGACCCAGCAGGCACGGCUCCAGUUCUUCCAGUCUGGGAACGCCCCUACUGGGCAGGAGAACCAGGGCCAGACCCAGGCACAGAGUCGACCCACAAAUAAAGUCCCCAACGCCGGCACGCAGGGGACAGUAGUGGGGGUUGGCCAGGUUGUGAGUGUGGUAGUGAGUUUGGGUGGCGGUGGGGUAGCGGAUAAGGGAGGGGAUAAGGGUUCAGGUUGGGGUGGUGAUAAGGGAGGGGAUAAGGGUUCAGGUGUGAAUGUGGUGGUAGGUGGGGACAGGGACGUGGUUCAGGGUAGAGGUAGAGUUGUCUUCAAGAUGGAUGGUGAUGUGAAAGCCUCUCCAUCUAAAGAAGACUGCAGUACCAAGACCCAGGCUGCUGUUGCUGUCAUCACUAAGAAACUAACAGACAACAACACCAACCACACCACCACACCACCAGCUGCUGUCAUCACUAAGAAACUAACAGACAACACCACAACACCAGCUGCUGUCAUCACUAAGAAACUAACAGACAACACCACAACACCUGCUGCUGUCAUCACUAAGAAACUAACAGACAACACCACACCACCAGCUGCUGUCAUCACUAAGAAACUAACAGACAACACCACACCACCAGCUGCUGUCAUCACUAAGAAACUAACAGACAACACCACACCACCAGCUGCUGCUUCCAGUCCUCCCUGGCACCCUGCAGGACUGAAGAAGACUGAGAACAGAUCUCCCUCUCUCAGACCUGCCCCUGCUGAAACACCUAAGACAGAGACAGAGACUCCUAAAAAGGGGACUGGGGGGGGCAGAGUUAAGCUAAAAGCAGACCCUUCUCUCCUCGCCCCCCUCGCCCCCAACACCUCCACCCCGACCCCAGCCAGCAGAACAGGACUGGGGAACAAAACCCUAGAUAAGGCACCCGGAGCUGCUUCUCCCAGCAACACUAUGGCAACAGCAGACAACAGCAGCUCUCCUGCUGACUGGCGGUCCAGGCUCAAACCUGCCUCCAAGCCUGUAGGACCUAAAGACUCCUCUCCCCUCCACCCUGACAUUCAGAAGGCUGAAACCCUGCCUCGGCCCUGGGCCGGCGGAUCAGGAAACCCCCAGGCUUCAGUCCCUGCUGGGUCUACUCUGGCCCCCUCCAGCCCUCCAGACGCCACCUCACCCAGCCCGCUGAACACCGGCCCUGGGAUAUGGGGCGUCCUGACAGGGAAGAGCUCAACGACAGCUAACGGCUCCAACACAGACACCAAGACACCUAAACCAGGUAAACCGGACUACAUCCCGAAGGAAGAGAUCCUCAGAGAGCUUCAGGAGAUAGAGGACAGUGUCAAUGAGUUGGAGAGGAAAGGAGUGGACCUGGAGAAACAACUACGUGCCUGUGAAGAGGAGGGAGAAGAGGACGUGGUGAUGGAUGACCUGAUGGUGGAAUGGUUCAACCUCAUCAGAAACAAGCAGGUGUCCAUGAGGAGAGAGUCUGAACUGGUCUACAUAGCGAAGACACAGGACUUAGAGGAACAGCAGCCCAGUGUAGAGCAGGAGCUGAGGAGACUCAUGGACAAACCUGAGCGGCUGAAGACGUCGUGGGACCGGCGUAGAGAAGAGGAGUUGAUGGUCAAGCUGGUGGAUAUCGUCAAUGACAGGAACGCCAUCAUAGAAGGACUGGACGAUGACAGACUCAGGGAGGAUGAGGAAGAUGAGCAGCUCAAUAAGAUGAUGAAGAACCUAGACACAAAGAAAGAGAAGAAGAAGAAGUCUAGCUUUAAGUUGUUUGGGAGGAACAAGAAGGAGGGAUGAUGGCGCGGGGAGGAACUCUGGGACACACUGUUACCCUGCUUUACAUCUGGUUAUUACUGUGUUUAUAGUUGAUGUAUUGAAGUCUGUUGGCUCUCUGGUUCAUGUGUCUAUAAUACCCUCCUGACAUGCGUGUGACCCCUCAUUGUCAACCAUGGUCAUCACACUGUCCUCUGUGUCAAGCUGAAACCCAGUAUAACAUUACACACAGCACAUCCACACUGUGUAUGUAUGUAAUAUGUGUGUAAUGUGUGUGUGUGUGUGUGUGUGUAAUGUGUGUGUGUGUGGUUUGUUAAUCUGUAUGAUGGGGAUUAUGUAGGGAUUAGAAGAUAUCAAAGGAGCUAUGGUCUCGCUGUCUGUGACAUCACAAUGACUCACUGCUAAUGUCUGACAUCACUCACUCAACCGUGUGCCCUUUGCCCUCUGCUGUUUACAAGCUAUAGAGAGAAGUUGUUUUGUCGAGGGGUCGGACAACUCUUCUUAUGACAUACCAUCACGUUUCUCUAUAGCUUCAUCUGUCCACGGGAUGGUUUAUCUUCUGACUCCAGAUCAGAUGUUAGCUCUGUAAUCGCCCCUCUAGUUCAUGUUUUAUAAUGUUAUGUCCUGACUCCAGAUCAGUGAUGAGUGUCUUAUGAGCUUUUAUUAAGCAGCAUUGUGCAUUGAUCAAAGUUAAUGUGUAUAAAUGCUGGCCCUUCAGCCAGAGGGUUUUUAUUCAGUAUAAAGAGACUCACUUUUA
Messenger RNA from Salvelinus fontinalis (brook trout), 4194 nucleotides. RefSeq names its product MICAL-like protein 2. The transcript is spliced from 17 exons. The coding region runs from base 216 to 3461 and encodes 1081 amino acids. The record is from RefSeq and is a predicted model, not a curated record. Gene Ontology annotation, molecular function: protein binding. Lineage: Eukaryota; Metazoa; Chordata; Actinopteri; Salmoniformes; Salmonidae.